AGGGUGGUUGGAUCAGUCCAACAGAAGUAGCCUGUUUGCUUCUCGCCUUGCGUGGGUGUGCUGGGGGCUACCAGACCUGAGCAUUCAUCCACUAGGGCAUACAUGAAGGAGGCAGAGCUGGGGUCCUGUGCUGCUUCAAGCAUUUUCACUCACUGUUGGGAUGUAACGACCUUCAGAAAAAGUAAAUAUUUACAGAGUGUUUGCUAACAAGCCAUUUCUAUCCACAGAUUAUUCCAAGUAGAUAAAAGGGUCAACAGGGACUGUAGGAAUUCUGGCUGUGGGUCAAGCUGACUCAUUGCUUACUGGUACACCUCUACUACUAUAAAACUCAUCCAGACCUUGCAUCAGCAGCACUUUGCCAGCCCCACUGGAGGAGUCAAAGAGGAGUAGGGAGGACAAGGCAGGGUCAGGCACCCAGACUCAGGCCAGCAUGGUGUCUCUGCUGGACAACAUAGCCAGACCUUCUGCUGUCAUUCUGCAGCUGUCUGUAGUGCUUGGUGUCAUCUUUGUCCUACUGAAGGUGGUCAAAUUCUACCAGGAGAGGAAGAAGAUUGUCAAAGCCUUGGAGGCAUUCCCUGGUCCCCCAAAGCAUUGGCUCUAUGGACACAACCAUCUGUUUACUAGCGAUAAAAUACUGAAUUUAAUCAUGUCGCUGGGAGAAGAAUACCCGUAUGCCUUUCCCAGAUGGUUUGGACCAGUGCUGUCAUCUCUAGUAGUUCACCAUCCUGAGUAUGCCAAGACUAUACUUGGACGAGGAGAUCUCAAGCCUAAUGUACCUUAUCAUUUCUUAGUUCCCUGGAUCGGCAAAGGAUUGCUGAUCUUGAAUGGAAACAAAUGGUUUCAGCAUCGGAAGUUGCUCACUCCAGCUUUUCACUACGAUGUGCUGAAAUCUUACGUGCCCCUGAUGUCAGACUCAGUCAAAGUGAUGUUGGAUAAAUGGGAGAAGAAUAUCACAGACAAGAAGAAGUCGGUAGAGCUCUUCCAAGAUGUCAGCCUGAUGACACUGGACAGCAUCAUGAAAUGUGCCUUCAGCUACAACAGCAACUGCCAGACUCAGAGCAACUCAGAUAGUUAUAUCAAAGCAGUUUUUGACAUGAGCUACCUCAUAAAUAAGAGGAUACAGGCUUUCUCCUACCAAGAUGCCUUCUAUGACCUGACUCGCAGCAGCCGGAAGUUUCAGGACGCCUGUAGGAAGGCCCAUGCCCACACAGAUAAAGUAAUAAAAGAAAGAAAGAUAUUGCUCUCCAAUGAUAAGGAACUAGACAAGAUCCUGAUGAAGAGACACUUGGAUUUUCUGGACAUUCUUCUUUGUACCAAGGAUGAGAAUGGAGCUGGCCUGUCUGAUGAGGACCUGCGUGCUGAGGUAGACACAUUCAUGUUCGAGGGGCACGACACCACAGCCAGCGGGAUCUCGUGGCUCCUGUACAGCAUGGCAUUGCACCCUGAGCACCAGACACGGUGCAGGGAGGAGAUCCAGGGGAUCAUGGGGAACCGAGAUACCAUUGAGUGGGAGGACCUGGGGAAGAUGACAUACAGCACCAUGUGCAUCAAGGAGAGCUUGCGCCUGUUCCCACCAGUCCCUUCAGUAUCCCGAAGACUCUCUAGACCUAUCACAUUUUCUGAUGGGCGCAGCUUACCUGAAGGCUCCCAGAUUUCAUUGCACAUAUUUGGCAUUCACAGGAACCGGGAUGUGUGGGAAGAUCCUGAGGUAUUUGAUCCCCUGAGGUUUUCUCCUGAGAACUCAGCACACAGGCAUUCCCAUGCUUUCCUGCCUUUCUCUGCUGGACCCAGGAACUGCAUUGGGCAGCAGUUUGCCAUGAAUGAGAUGAAGGUGGCUCUGGCGCUGACCCUGCUCCGCUUCGAGCUGUUUCCUAACGCUUCCAAGCCUCCUACGCUGACACAGCAACUCAUCCUCAAGUCCAGCAGUGGAAUCCACCUGCAUUUGAAAAAGAUUCACUGACCUUAUGAGGUACCACAAGCAGUUUCCAAAGAUCACCCUCACCUCAGAGGUGCGCCCUGGCCAACCUGCAGCCUUCUUGAACACCAGGGCCAGGGAGGGGGAUACCCACCAGACCCACCUUAUGUCUCACCCACGCUAUCCCCACACUGAGCACCCCGUGCCCAGCAGGUUCAAGACCCCUCUUUGCAGCAGGAACAGCACCACUGAGGUAUUUUGGGGGGUUAGCAGGGAUCUUCUGUCUUCUCCUCGCCUCUAGCCUGUCCUGAUGAGAUUUCUGUCUGGGUACCUCCACAUUAAGCUCUGGGAUGAGCCCCGCCCUGAUGAGCUAUGGGCUGGCUACGGGCUGGCUAUUGUGCCUGGUGCUACAAAAAUGAAGGCCAGCAGGUUUUCCUGACCUGACACUGAACUUCCUGGAGCUGAGGGUGCUCAGACACUGGGUAGCCUGGAGAAAGCCCUCAGCACCACAUGCCCUUAGCCUUGUCCUCCUCCACAACGCAAUUAAAGCCUUGCCAAGAUGGUUUGGAAGAGUGGCCCUGGAUGCUUUUGCACCUGCAGUCAGCGGGAGAGGAUGAAGCUGGUUGAGCUCCGUUGAGAAUGAGCUGCUCCCAUUGCUCUGCAGCACCGGAGGGUGCAGUCCUGGCACUGCAUUUCCCCAAGCCACAAAGGCUACUGAAGAAGUUUUAUCCCCUGAGAAGUGUUAGCAUUUCUGUGGUAAGGAAAUAACUGCAGCAAGCUGCCUUUGAAAGCAGCAGAACAAAAGUAGUGGUGGCAAUAACAAAAAUCCGCAGGCAGAAACAAAGCAUGGGUUGGUCCUGGGACUUUUCCUGCUCGGGCUGAGAACUGAGCGCUCAGUACACGAGUGAAAGGGAAAAACUGCCAUCGGAGAGCCGUGCUGGAGGGGCUUAGGCGACAGCACGGGGAUGUUCUCUGCCCGCCCCAUGAGGCUGGGGGCCGGAGGAUGGCCGUUGGACCCCCCCACACACAUACACACUUCCCCCGACUCAUCGUGCAGGUCCGCGCCGCUCCGCUGGGUGGCACUGAGAGAUCCGGGAGAAACCCAAAUCCCCCCUUUUGCGGGCAGCCCCCCCGGCUCUGCGUGCAGAACAGCCUGGCGCUGCCGAUGGGUUCUCCGGGAGG
Messenger RNA from Numida meleagris (helmeted guineafowl), 3097 nucleotides. Its product is annotated as cytochrome P450 4A6-like. Gene Ontology annotation, molecular function: heme binding; oxidoreductase activity, acting on paired donors, with incorporation or reduction of molecular oxygen; monooxygenase activity. NCBI's taxonomy places the organism in Eukaryota, Metazoa, Chordata, Aves, Galliformes, Numididae. The record is from RefSeq and is a predicted model, not a curated record. The transcript is spliced from 12 exons. The coding region runs from base 431 to 1960 and encodes 509 amino acids.